ACGAUAACUACCGUUGUCCCUGGUGGAACGACACUCGGAUAAACAAAUAUUAAAAAGUUAUAAUCCAUACUUGUUUUUGUUUUGUUUUCAGAUAAAAAAACAGUAAAAUUUUUACAGAGUUAAAAAAACUAAGAAGAGUUCAUUGAAAUAUGAAUGCGUGCUGUUAUUGUUUCUGUGCUACUUAAGAUGGUUCAAGCUGGCGGAAAUGGCGACGAGAAACGAAAUGAUAUCAGAGAGUUGACUAAGGCAAUCCAAGAGUCAGCCACACAAAGGGAUCAACUUCCAAUGGUGGAAGUACCUUUGUUCGAUGGCAACAACGCCUCUGGUUGGGCUGAAAAGUUCGAGCAGCUAGCAAGUUGUCGAGAAUGGACUGACAAAGAGAUGUUGCAGAAAGUAAAGCGAUAUUGCAAAAUAAAAUAUAAAGAGGAGUUAAUAGCCAUGGUAAAUGAAUCACGAGAUUGGGUUGAAUUCAAGGAAAAGUUGUUGGACAAGUAUCAGCUGGGAGAUCAAUUGUUGGACUUAGCCGACCUUCGAAAAGUUGUGAGACGAAAGUUUGGAUCGAUUAAGCAAUUCCUAACCGAAUUUGAGCGAGUUGACGAGUUGAUACAUGAUUUGCCAGAUAAGGACAAAUGUUUUAUCUUCCCGGACAACUUUUCAGAGGUCGAGCAGAGAGAAUUGAUGAAAGACAUGCAGGGGCGAUAUGAUUGGCCAAAGAUGAAAACAAAUCUCUUGGCAGGGAGUUUCGACCAAAUGCUUUACCGGCUGCUGAAGCAGUGUAAGGCGGAUUGUGAGAAGGAUGAUAUCGAGAAAGACAAGGAUCGCAAAUGCCAUCUCCCUCAAAACAGUGAGGGAGAGGUAUUGAGAGCGAACGAUGCCGAUCUGAGCAAUAGACGGGGUGCUAUUCACAGUUCGGGGGGAGUUAAUGAGGAUAAUGAUGAUACUAGUGAUGAUGUUAAUGAUGAUGAUGACAAUAAUGGUGAUAUAACUGGGGAAGGCUAUAAUGACGGUGAUAACAAAUUGUUGGAAUCCUUGGAAUCACCCGAAAACGGUGAUGGUGAUGAUGAUGAUGAUGACCAUAAUGGACCUCAAAACGGUGCUGGUGAUCAUGAUGACAAUGACGAGGAUGACGAUGAGGAUAAUUGGGAUGUGAGUCAUUGGAAUCACAGGACUGGGCAUGAAGAAAGAGAAGAUGCAAACGCAGGUCUGGGAG
Molecule: messenger RNA, 1210 nt
Organism: Chara braunii
Lineage: Eukaryota; Viridiplantae; Streptophyta; Charophyceae; Charales; Characeae
Source: the annotation of a GenBank genome assembly